This is a messenger RNA of Emiliania huxleyi CCMP1516, 2190 nucleotides long. Its product is annotated as ferredoxin-nitrite reductase precursor. NCBI's taxonomy places the organism in Eukaryota, Haptophyta, Isochrysidales, Noelaerhabdaceae. The transcript is spliced from 4 exons. The record is from RefSeq and is a predicted model, not a curated record. Bases 37 to 2190 code for a protein of 717 amino acids. Gene Ontology annotation, molecular function: heme binding; iron-sulfur cluster binding; oxidoreductase activity.
CGUUCAGGUCCUCCGUCGAGGGCCUUCGACGCGGAUAUGUUGCCCCUUCUCGGCGCGGCGGCCGGCGUUAUCCACGUCUCGUCGCCGGCGUCGCGCGUCGCGCCGCCGCCCGUGCGGAGCGCCGUCCGGCUCGCGAUCGUUGAGACGCCACCGCCAGCGGGCUUUGUGUGGGCAGACCUCGACGACGGCGCUGCUGCCACUCCGGCUGCCUCCGCACCGGCUGCCUCCGCACCGGCUGCCUCCGCACCGGCUGCCUCCGCACCGGCUGCCUCCGCACCGGCUGCCUCCGCACCGGCUGCCUCCGCGCCCGCCUCGGCGGCUGAUUCCGCGCCCGCCUCGAUCUCGCCCAUCGGCACGCCCUUCUCCGUCGGGCCUCCGGGUCCGACCUGGAGCGGGCCCACGGGCACCUCGUUCCUUCCCGAGGAGACGGUUGUGCGCGCCGAGGACGGCAACCCGAUCGAGAAGGCCAAGCUGGCCAAGGACGCGACGGCCGCCUUCAACGACGUCUACACCUUCGCCGCUGCCGUGCGCGCGGGCGAGAUGGACUGGGAGGACGUCGAGAAGAUGGACAUGAACACGCGGCUCAAGUGGGUCGGGCUGGUGCACCGCGACAAGCGGACGCCCGGCCGCUUCAUGAUGCGGCUGCGGCUGCCCAACGGGGUGACGAACGCCGACUCGUUCCGCUUCUACGCGGACAGCGUCGAGCCGCACGGGCCCGACCUCGGCGUGAUCGACAUCACGACGCGGCAAAACAUCCAGCUGCGCGGUGUGCAGCUCGAGCAGGCGGACGAGAUCAUCGACGGCCUGCACGCGCGCGGGCAGACGUCCUUCCACUCGGCGCUCGACAACGUGCGCAACAUGGUCGGCUCGCCGCUCGCGGGCAUCGACUGCCUCGAGAUGGUGGACACGCGCCCGUUUUGCGAGGCGCUCAACGACCUGAUCACGCUCAACCAGGAGACGGGCGAGCGGGGCAACCCGGUCUGGAGCAACAUGCCCCGCAAGUUCAACGUCGCCGUCUCGGGCAGCAGGGACGACUUUGCGCACACGCACAUCAACGACAUCGGCUUCCAGCCCUGCGUCCACGCCACGAGCGGCGAGGUCGGCUUCAACAUCGUGCUGGGCGGCUACAUGUCGACCAAGCGGGUCGCCGAGUCGGUCGACAUGGACCUGUGGAUGCCGGCCGACGUGGCCACGGCCGUCGAGCUGACGACGGCGAUUCUGCGCGUCUUCCGCGACGAGGGCGACCGCAAGGACCGGCAGAAGGGGCGGCUCAUGUGGCUCGUCGAGAGCUACGGCGAGAUGCGCUCGUACGGGCGCGGGCUCGAGGCGAAGUGCGACGUGCAGCAGCCGCGGCCGACGGAGCCAUUCGAGCGGGCGGCGGCGCCCGGCACCGCCUACCUCGGCGUGCACCCGCAGCCGCAGGAGGGGCUCAAGCGCGUGGGCAUCCACGUGCCCGUCGGCCGGCUGUCGGUGGCAGAGGCGCGCGCCAUCGCCGACUUGGCCGACAAGUACGUGCCCGAUGGCGAGAUCCGGCUGACGGUCGAGCAGAACGUGAUCCUGCCAAACGUCAAGGAGGAGGACGUGCCCGCCCUCCUCGCCGAGCCGGCCCUGCACGGCGACUCGCGGCUGCGCGUCUCUCCGGGCAACAUCGUCGGCAACCUGGUGAGCUGCACCGGCGCGCAGUUCUGCGGGCUCGCGAUGAUCGAGACGAAGAACAACGCCGAGGCGAUCGCCAAGGAGGUGCAGCAGCGCGUCGACGUCUCUCGCGACGUGCGCAUCCACUGGACGGGCUGCCCGAACUCGUGCGGCCAGGUGCAGGCCGCCGACAUCGGCCUGAUGGGCGGGCCGGCCAAGAAGGCCGACCCGGAGACGGGCAAGCUCAAGGCGGUGCCGGGCGUCAAGGUCUUCCUCGGCGGCACCAUCGGCGAGCACGGCGAGCUGCAGCUCGAGGCGGAGCCCGAGGGCAUCCCGAUCGAGGACCUCGUCCCGCACCUCGUCGAGACGGUGGUGGAGCGCUUCGGCGGCGAGGUCAGGCCCGAGUUUGCGGGCGAGCACGACGCUUGGCGAGAGGAGCAGGCGAGGGUCAAGGCGGAGGCGGCCGCGGCCGCGGCGGCCAAGGCGGCCAAGAAGGCGGCGGCCGCCGCCGCCAAGAAGGCGGAGGCGGAGGCGGCGGCGGCGGCGGCGGCCUAG